Messenger RNA from Passer montanus (Eurasian tree sparrow), 865 nucleotides. RefSeq lists its product as uncharacterized. The transcript is spliced from 3 exons. Bases 16 to 630 code for a protein of 204 amino acids. Lineage: Eukaryota; Metazoa; Chordata; Aves; Passeriformes; Passeridae. The record is from RefSeq and is a predicted model, not a curated record.
GGAGGUCGGGGCGGGAUGCCGCGGCGGCGGCCAGAGUCCCGGCGCUGCCCGGCGGCGGGCGGCAGGUACCCGAGGCCGGCGGCGUCUCUGCGGGCAGCCCUGCAAGCCAGAGGCACCGCGGGCCGUCGGAAGGAGGGAGCGGGCGGCCGGAGCCCCGCCGCCUCGGGGAGCCGGCGGAGAGCAGCGGGUUUCGGCGGCCGGCGGGGACACGCUGCGAGGACGGGGGGAGCCGGCAGUGUGUGUUGCCCGAGGGCUGGCAGGGGUAGCGCCACACUCUCUCCUGCCACCGUGCGUGCGUGUUUGCAAGCGGCUGCCGCUCCUCCUGGCUGCUGCUGCUGCUGCUGCCAGACCCACUUUCUCGCCCCCUCGCUCUGUGUCGGGAGAGGUCCCACGCUCCUCGUUGUGCAGCUUCAAGAGCAAGUAUUGUCUGUCCAUGUUGCAGCCUCCACCAUGGGGAAAGGACUCUCUCCUGGGAGGUGUUUCGGGAGCCUGUUGGUUACAGCUAUGACAUUGCCAGAGGAAGGGCCCAGAGUCUCACACCAGCCUGCCAACAAAAAUGCCACUGUACCACCUUCAGUGCUCCAGGCCAACAAACUUUGUCCAGGGCUGAAUUUGUCAUGUCCUUGCUGACAUGUCCUGAUGGUGAUGCUCCUGUCUCCUGUCUUAGCUGUCACAGCUUAUCACCCCACGUACUGUCCACCACACUGCCGGGGGCAACCCCUCUUCAUCGCUGUGCAGGCACCCACACUUGGUGUUGAGUCCUGAAAACCAAAGUAUUGCCUGAGACACAGGACACUGCAGAGGCUGGGUGGUCCUAGGGACUGAAAUGAACAUUUUGGUUCGUUUCAUUGAUUGUACCUGGUUA